UUCCGGUGUUUUAUAACACCGACAGAGGUUUCGUCAGUCUAUUGACAAGGUUCAUUUUGUCGAAAUCAUCCAAGAUGCAUCGAAUACCACGGAACGGACUGGUACGCCUAAUAUCUCGUGAUGUAUAUCACCAGCAAAAGAGAUUUCGAGGGGCAAGGAAUAACUUAGGAGUGAUCUUCGUUCCCCAACAAGAGGCAUGGAUUGUAGAACGUUUUGGAAAAUUCUAUAAAACUUUGACACCGGGGCUAAAUAUACUCAUUCCUGUAAUAGACACAAUCAAACAUGUUCAAAUUCUCAAAGAAAUGCCUAUUGAAGUUCCGAAGCAGUCGGCUAUUACUGUAGAUAAUGUGUUAUUAAGUUUGGAUGGUGUGUUGUAUGUGAGAGUAAUGGAUCCUUAUAAGGCCAGUUAUGGUGUAGAAGAUGUAGAGUUUGCUGUCACACAAUUAGCACAGACCACUAUGAGGUCAGAAAUUGGUAAAAUUUCUCUGGACGAGAUCUUCAGAGAAAGAGAGUCACUUAAUGUAGCCAUUGUUUCUGCUAUCAACAAAGCUGCCGAGGACUGGGGAAUCAAGUGUCUACGUUAUGAAAUCAGAGAUAUCAAGCCACCGACUAAGAUCCAAGAAGCUAUGCAGAUGAUGGUAGAAGCUGAGAGAAAAAAACGGGCUGCUAUUUUAGAAUCAGAAGGUGUAAAGCAGUCAGAAAUCAACAUAGCAGAGGGUCAAAAACAGGCAAAGAUAUUAAAAUCAGAAGCCUUCAAAAUAGAACAAAUCAACACAGCUCAGGGUGAGGCUGAGGCUUUGAAAGCUAAAGCAAACGCUAAAGCUGAAGCUAUAAGAGUGGUAUCCACGGCGAUCGGUCAACAGAAUGGCAAGAAUGCAGUAUCAUACAAUGUAGCGGAACAGUAUGUAGCAGCCUUCAGUAAUCUGGCCAAAACUGGUAACACGGUCAUCCUGCCUGCUAAUACUGGGGAUGUUUCCGGUAUGGUAGCUCAGGCUAUGUCUAUCUACAAGAACCUGUCAUCUGAAAAUCAAACUACUGACGAGCAUGGCAACAUACCCAAAAUAGAGGCUCUAUCCCACCAUACUAAACCCAUACCCCCUACAGAUCAUGACCCAUUCUCACUUUUUGAUGAAGAAAAACAUGACGAGGAUGAUACCAAGUGAUGGACUAUAGGGGGGAAUAUUACUAUGGAGGUACGAUGGUCUCCAUGGAUGGACAUCUACAGGAAUCUGGUUUUUUGUUAUGCCUCUUGUGUCUUCAGCUUGGCAGGAUAAGCUGUUAUUCUUAUUUCCACCUUAAGAAGAAAAUUGUACAAGAAACAUCUUGAAAAAGAAACUGUUACCGUAAGAUUAGUCUUGAAGGAACUAGAAUAUAACAAUGACAAAUCUCUUAAUGAUCUGGAUAAUCAUUGGGAACACGACCAUUAACAUCAAGACUUUGAUUCUAACCUCUGUACUUAAAAUACUUCUUCACUUUCUUGUUAAAACACAGAUGGGAUAACUAAACUUCCUAUUAGAGUUGUGUCUUUCUGUACAUGUUAUGGGUGACAUUAAUUUAACAGUACCAUGUGAAUGUCAAUGUGUUUGUUAGAGAAUAUAUCAUUCCCUAAAUCAUGGAUAAAUGUCGUUUUCUGUACUUCAGAAUGAUUCUACUUGAGGUUGAUGUGGUAAAAUGAACAAUUACAAGUGAGAACCACGAGAAUUGGUGAUAUGUUUUAAUAAAUUAUGAUGUACAAAC
Pecten maximus is the source of this 1737-nucleotide messenger RNA. RefSeq names its product stomatin-like protein 2, mitochondrial. Lineage: Eukaryota; Metazoa; Mollusca; Bivalvia; Pectinida; Pectinidae. The transcript is spliced from 11 exons. Bases 75 to 1163 code for a protein of 362 amino acids. Gene Ontology annotation, cellular component: membrane. The record is from RefSeq and is a predicted model, not a curated record.